AUUAUUUUGUUCCGUUCACUUUUCAUCUUCCUGUUUGCCUUUAUUAAGUUUUGAUUGGAUUAGUGGCCAUAAUUGAGAGAGAGAACGGCAAUGGAGUCACCGUUCAAAGCAGACAUUUUGAAAGGGAAAGUGGGUUUAAUUACAGGCGGUGGCUCAGGCAUUGGUUUCGAGAUUUCUACCCAGUUGGGCAAACAUGGAGCUUCAAUUGCUAUUAUGGGUCGACGCAAACAUGUCCUUCAAGCUGCUGUUUCUGCUCUUCAAUCCCUUGGGAUUCAUGCUGUUGGCUUUGAGGGGGAUGUUCGUAAGCCGGAAGAUGCAAAAAGAGUGAUUGAAUCAACUUUCAAACAUUUUGGCCAUAUUGACAUUCUUGUGAAUGCUGCUGCUGGAAACUUUCUUGUGCCUGCCGAAGAUUUGUCCACUAACGGGUUUCGAACAGUUAUGGAUAUUGAUUCUGUUGGUACCUUCACAAUGUGCCGCGAAGCACUCGAGUAUCUCAAAAAGGGAGGACGUGGAAGGAACUCACCGAGUGGCGGAUCAAUCUUGAAUAUCAGUGCUACUUUACAUUAUACAGCCUCUUGGUACCAAAUACACGUCUCUGCAGCCAAGGCAGCUGUUGAUAGCAUUACCAGAAACUUAGCACUCGAGUGGGGAACUGACUAUGAUAUCCGGGUCAAUGGUAUUGCUCCUGGCCCUAUUGCCGAUACACCCGGCUUAAGUAAACUCGCACCCGACGAGAUUACCAUCAAGGCUCGAGAGCACUUGCCUUCCUAUAAAAUAGGGGACAAAUGGGAUAUUGCUAUGUCAGCUAUCUACCUUGUUUCAGAUGCUGGUAAAUUUGUGAAUGGGACUACACUCGUAGUUGAUGGAGGACAUUGGCUGAGGAAUCCUCGCCGUCUACCGAAAGAGGAAGUCAAGCAGUUGUCUCGAGUGGUCGAAAAGAGAUCGAGAGAAACGCCGGUCGGAGUUCCAUCCAGCAAGCUGUAAAAAAACCAACAUGGAGUGAUUAUCAAUGCUUCAACUUAUAGCUAAAAGCUAUAGAGGUUAUGGAAUUUAUAAAAUGACAUUGCCAUUUAGGCCCCGUUUAGUACAGUGGAUCUAAAACAAGAGUGAAAGAUAUCUUACCAUAUUAUUGUGAUUGGUUGUUGAAAUUUGUGAUAUUUAUUACUCUUCUUACCUUGUGUUUGGUAAGAAUUAAAAGACAGUGUUAUUAGUA
Gossypium raimondii (Peruvian cotton) is the source of this 1213-nucleotide messenger RNA. Its product is annotated as peroxisomal 2,4-dienoyl-CoA reductase [(3E)-enoyl-CoA-producing]. Lineage: Eukaryota; Viridiplantae; Streptophyta; Magnoliopsida; Malvales; Malvaceae. The coding region runs from base 91 to 984 and encodes 297 amino acids. Gene Ontology annotation, molecular function: 2,4-dienoyl-CoA reductase (NADPH) activity. The transcript is spliced from 5 exons. The record is from RefSeq and is a predicted model, not a curated record. Gene Ontology annotation, biological process: fatty acid catabolic process.